UUCUGGAUUCCCUCUUCCCAGCGCUGGCGGACGCUGACUCUGGUCCCGAGGGGAGGGCGCGUCAUCCGUGCUAUCGUCAGAUGGGUCUUUAGGGGUGUUAACUGAAUUUAGGGGAGUGGGUCGCCUGGGGGUACCGUCAGUGGGAACUCGAGAAGUUACUAAAUAACUCAUCGCUGCGAUACAGUUGAAUACUUCUAGUACCGGACGACGUCAAAGCUGGUUAUAUGAAUUAGUUCCCUGCUUUUAUGAAUUAGAUUAAGAUUGUUAUUUGCACAGCCUUCAGCUAAAGACCGCUGUAACAUGCCAAAGGUUACACAGCCGGGGAUGGUGCAGCUGAGAGGAAAGGAAUAACUAAACAAGCUCUUCAUCGUCAUCCUCCUCCAGAGCAACUGGACGAAAUUUCCCCCACCAAUGACAGCAAUGAGAAAGACACAAGUUCUCAAAGUGAAUCUGAUAUUACCCAAGAAUCACCUUUUACAUCAACUGACACUGGGAAUUCAAUGUCUGCUUUUCCAAGUUAUACAGACACAGGGAUCUCUACAGAAGGCAGCUCGGAAUUCUCCUGGGGAUAUGGAACUUGACCAGAAUGCCACCGAGAAAGUCCAGGCAAUGUUUACAGCUAUUGAUGAGCUCCUGUAUGAGCAGAAGCUGAGUGUGCAUACGAGGAGCCUACAGGAAGAGUGCCAACAGUGGACAUCCAGCUUUCCUCACCUCAGGAUUCUGGGUCAUCAGAUAAUCACUCCAAGUGAAGGCUAUGAAUGGUAUCCUACAUCCCCUUCUGCUGUUUCAGCUUCACAUGAAGCAGCCUUGUCUCAAGAAAGAGAGUCUACUGUAUUUGGUAUAAGGGGAAAGAAGUUACACUUUUCAUCUUAUGGUCAUAAACCAUCUUCCACUGCCAAAUCCUCUGGUUUGUCUGCUAUGGAAGGAGACAACGUGGACUGCAUAAUCCUCUCAGAAGGAGUAAUUGAAGAAUACCUAGCUUUUGACUGCACAGAUAGGGAAGAGGGAUUUCAUGGAAACAAAACAGAAGCAGCUACAGAGAAACAGAAAUUAGGGUACCCUCCCAUUGCUCCAUUUUACUGCAUGCAAGAGGAUGUCCUUGCUUAUGUGUUUGACAACGUGUGGAGCAAGGUUGUGGGCUGUAUGGAGCAGCUGACACGUAGUCACUGGGAGGGAUUUGCUUCUGAUGAUGAAAGUAAUGUCACCAGCACCAGACCAGAUUCAGGAAGUCCCUACGUGCUGAAUGAACCACAUCCUCUGGUGUUACCUCGAGUGCCACAGUCUAAGAUGCUGUCCAUCACUUCAAAUCCAAUGAGUUUCUGUCAAGCAAGUGGACACCAGCCAAACAUGAAUGGUCUCUUAGUUCAUGGAAUGCCUCUACAGCCAAGGAACCUCUCCCUCAUGGAUAAGCUCCUAGAUCUUGAUGACAAGCUACUUAUGAGGCCUGGGUCCAGUUCCAUCCUCUCAACCCGAAAUUGGUCAAAUCGAGCCCUGGAGCUUAGUUCGUCAUCUUUGUCAUAUACAGUACAGUCUGCCCGGAGACGCAACCCCCCACCACGUACUCUUCAUCCAAUAAGCACAAGCCAUUCACGUGCUGGAACACCACGGCCUGUGGAAGAAAUCCUCAGAGGAUCCAGAGUCCCAGUGGCAGCUGACUCACUCUCUUCUCCCUCACCAAUGACUCUGGGUCGAAAUAAUCUGCUGCCACCUAUUGGUACAGCGGAAGUGGAACAUCUGGGGACUGUGGGGCCACAAAGACAAUCGAAACCCCACAGUGACUCUAGUCGCGCUCGAAGUGCAGCAGUGGAUGAGCCUAACCAUCAGCAGCCCCAAGAGAGACUCCUUUUACCUGACUUCUUCUCUCGACCCAACACAACACAGUCAUUUUUGCUGGAUACACAGUACCGUCUUUCAGGAGCAGCUGAGUACCCUCAUCAAGUCCGGCCUGGCAGGGGAUCUGCAGGUCCUCAACUACACGGGCCUACAAAAUCUCAAGGCAGAGGUGGACCAAUCUCUAGAACCAGGCAAGGACCAUAGCACACAUGAGUAGAACAAAUCAGAUUGCCACAACAGCGAACAUGUGGAGGAUCACGAGUGUUAAGUCACUGAAUGGUGCACAGCUUGCAUAAAAGAUCAACUUGGAUCCAUCUUCUUGAAAAGUUACUUUGGCAUAAGUGACUCUUACUGAGAAAAACAACAGAGUAUCUGCCAAAGACUGCAUGAGCACUGUUUCUGUCUCCAGUGACUGUCUUCUUCCAACAUAAGUUAAUCUCUCCCACUGGACAGUAAAGAUUGUGCCCAAAGAUGUGGCAAUGAAUAACUACCCCCAAAUCACUGCUCACAUUGUCUGUUAACAACCAUCAGCUCAACUCCUGGAGGAGUCAGAAUGGUUCCACAUACACAAAAGCAGCAAAUGAUCACUGCCCAUCACAGGCCUCUGAAUAUUGCUUUUAUUCAUUUGGAUAACUGCACUCAAGUUUUAAGUUAUUUUUAGGAGAAAGUGCUGCCAACAAUCUGAGCUACUCACCAAAUAAAUGUCAUUCCUAAA
Molecule: messenger RNA, 2548 nt
Organism: Jaculus jaculus (lesser Egyptian jerboa)
Lineage: Eukaryota; Metazoa; Chordata; Mammalia; Rodentia; Dipodidae
Gene: Fam149b1
Product: family with sequence similarity 149 member B1
Exons: 14
Coding region: 412-2037 (541 amino acids)
Biological process (GO): cilium assembly; protein localization to cilium
Source: RefSeq, a predicted model, not a curated record